Messenger RNA from Gossypium arboreum, 876 nucleotides. Its product is annotated as F-box protein CPR1-like. Gene Ontology annotation, molecular function: protein binding. The record is from RefSeq and is a predicted model, not a curated record. The coding region runs from base 1 to 876 and encodes 291 amino acids. NCBI's taxonomy places the organism in Eukaryota, Viridiplantae, Streptophyta, Magnoliopsida, Malvales, Malvaceae. The transcript is spliced from 2 exons.
AUGGCCAGACUCCCACAUGAAAUGAUCAGUGAUAUACUAUGUCGGUUAAGUGUAAAAGAUCUUCUACGCUUCAGGAGCGUUUCAAAGCCAUGGUGCUCUUCCAUCGACAACCCAUAUUUCAUCAAACUCCACCUCUCCCAUUCGCUCAAAACCACUACCAAUCACUCUCUUAUUCUCAGUCACUGGGAGGACUACUUCUUCUCCGUCGACUACGACCUAUUCGAAACUACCCAAAGACUCAACCACCCAUUCGGUGAACAAAGAAAAACCCUUCAAAUAUUGGGUUCUUGCAAUGGUUUGCUGGCUCUAGUAGACGACAAUGAUAGAAUAUUUCUAUGGAACCCUUCAACAAGAAAAUCCCAGGUAUUACCUUUCAAUGAAAUAGGGUUCUCAUCUCCAUCUUCAACUUAUUAUGGAUUUGGGUACGAUCCCAUUUCUGAUGACUACAAAUUGGUUCGAAUGGUCCAAUCACAUGGAAACAAUGAUGAAUAUUUUCAUUCGGAAGCUAAGGUUUACAGCUUGAGGAGCAAUUGUUGGAGAAGGAUUAAGGAUGUCUGCUUUUAUCAUAAAUUCAGUCGAGAAUUUGGGUUUUUGGCUAACAACGCUUUACAUUGGAUGGUUUUUAGAACUCCUGAAUCGCGUAAUAAAGAGCUUGUUGGUUUUGAUCUGGGGAGCGAGGAAUUCCGUUUCCUUGAAUUACCGGAUGGUUGUUUAGAUAAGGUUUUAAGGUUUCACAUAAAAGCCAUGGGGGGUGACAUUUGUUUGACUUCAACUUAUAGGGAAACCAAUGAUAUUGUGGUUGAUGUAUGGAUAAUGAAGGAAUAUGGGGUUAAACAAUCUUGUUGCAAUACCUUUGGCUUUCUCAAAAGAUGGUGA